AUGCAUAAAUACGAGAAAGGAUCUCAGCUUGGCACGGGCGCCUAUGGGACCGUGUUCAAGGGAAAAAAUAGGGAAACUAAUGAAAUUGUAGCGCUGAAGAGAGUCCGCCUAGAUAAUGACGACGAGGGUGUGCCCAGUAGUGCCUUACGCGAGAUUUGUUUAUUGAAAGAAUUAAAGCACAAAAAUAUAGUCAGAUUGCAAGAUGUUCUGCAUAACGAAAAGAAACUUACUCUCAUUUUUGAACAUUGCGAUCAAGAUCUCAAGAAAUACUUCGACAGUCUCAAUGGCGAGAUAGAUCCCAAUGUCGUUAAAUCAUUCUUUUAUCAGCUCCUUAAAGGAUUAUCAUUCUGUCACAGUCACAAUAUACUCCAUAGAGACUUGAAACCUCAAAAUCUACUAAUCAAUAAGAACGGCGUGCUCAAGUUGGCCGACUUCGGCUUGGCGAGGGCAUUCGGUGUCCCGGUUAGAUUUUAUUCGGCUGAAGUGGUGACCUUGUGGUACCGGCCGCCAGAUGUUCUCUUCGGGGCGAAACUAUACUCGACUGAUGUGGACAUAUGGUCUGCCGGGUGUAUUUUUGCCGAGAUGGCGAACGCGGGCAGGCCUCUAUUCCCGGGUUCAAACGUCGAGGAUCAGCUCAAGCGAAUAUUCAAACUCCUGGGCACUCCAACUGAGGAGACGUGGCCCGGACUGACGCGCUUGCCUGAGUACAAAACUUUUCCCUAUUACCACCCGACUACAAACUUUUCUCAAGUUGUUCCCAAACUCAAUGCAAAAGGCAGAGAUCUCCUCCAGAAAUUAUUGGUUUGUUUCCCUCCAAAGCGAAUAUCAGCUGAAGAUGCACUAUGUCAUUCCUACUUCAGCGAUGUACCUAACGAUAUUAGAGAUUAA
This is a messenger RNA of Argentina anserina (silverweed cinquefoil), 888 nucleotides long. RefSeq lists its product as uncharacterized. Bases 1 to 888 code for a protein of 295 amino acids. Gene Ontology annotation, molecular function: ATP binding; cyclin-dependent protein serine/threonine kinase activity. Gene Ontology annotation, cellular component: nucleus; cytoplasm. The transcript has a single exon. Gene Ontology annotation, biological process: protein phosphorylation; axonogenesis; synaptic vesicle transport. Lineage: Eukaryota; Viridiplantae; Streptophyta; Magnoliopsida; Rosales; Rosaceae. The record is from RefSeq and is a predicted model, not a curated record.